Misgurnus anguillicaudatus (oriental weatherfish) is the source of this 2363-nucleotide messenger RNA. The record is from RefSeq and is a predicted model, not a curated record. Lineage: Eukaryota; Metazoa; Chordata; Actinopteri; Cypriniformes; Cobitidae.
GAAGUAUGAAGGAUAUUGCAGUGAAACUGACAGUGAAACCAGACAGUCAGCCAAGGUGCUUGAAAGCCAGACCAGUGGCGUACGCCAUUAAACCUAAGGUUGAAGCUGAAUUGGAGAGACUAGUACAAGCGGGAGUACUGCGACCAGUACAUACGAGUGAGUGGGCCACUCCAAUCGUGCCGGUCUUAAAAAAAGAUGGGUCCCUUCGACUAUGUGGCGACUUUAAGGUCACCAUAAAUCCGAUUUUGACCCCAGAGCAGUAUCCUUUGCCUCGUAUUGAGGAUCUAUUUUCCAAUCUCGCUGGGGGUCAACAGUUUAGUAAAAUUGAUCUGUGUCAGGCUUAUUUGCAAAUGCAUGUGGACCCAAAUUCACAAAAAUUCCUUACCAUCGUGACACAUAAGGGAAUGUACCAAUACCAACGUCUCCCUUUUGGAAUUUCCUCUGCACCAGCUCUGUUCCAAAGAGCAAUGGACCAGAUCCUCAGUGGGCUGACCGGGGUGCAAUGUUACCUUGAUGACUUGCUGAUCACCGGAAAGGAUGAUCAAGAGCAUUUAAGUAAUUUGGAAGCUACCUUACAGAGACUGCAGAAUUUUGGACUGAAGGUCAGGAAGGACAAGUGUGAGUUUUUCAGCUCUUCCGUUGAAUAUUUGGGUCACGUGAUUGAUAGUUCUGGACUCCACAAGGCACCCUCAAAGGUGAAGGCAAUAGUAGAAGCGCCAGCGCCUCAGAAUGUGAGUCAGCUUCGGUCUUUUUUGGGGCUGUUGACCUAUUAUGCGAAAUUUGUGCCAAAUUUAGCGAACAGACUGAAACCGUUGCAUGAGCUACUGAACAAAUCCAGUAAGUGGGAAUGGACGAAACAAUGUGAAAAAUCUUUCAAUGAGGUAAAAACUGCCUUAGCCCAGUCUGACGCUCUCACUCACUUCAACCCUGCGCUGCCUGUACAGCUGGCAUGUGAUGCUUCGCCAUACGGCGUGGGGGCGGUAGUGUCACACAUCAUGCCAUCGGGUGAGGAAAAACCCAUUGCUUUCGCGUCACGAACUUUAACCCUCUGGGAACGUAACUAUGCCCAAAUCGAGCGUGAGGCACUUGCUAUAGUGUUUGGGGUGAAGAAAUUUCAUCAAUUUUUAUUUGGAAGACGAUUUACGCUUCUAACUGAUCACAAACCUCUUACUUCUAUCUUCAGCCCAGAUGCAGGUGUUCCUUCACUGGCAGCUGCUAGAAUGCAGCGAUGGGCCCUUCUGCUCUCUGCACAUCAGUACGAUAUAAAAUACAGAAGAUCGGAAAGUCAUGCAAAUGCUGAUGGGCUCUCCCGACUUCCGUUGCCCACUUCACAUCCAGAACCAGCACGUGCAGAAAUUUUCUACUUCAAAGAGGUGGAUAAUUCCCCCGUAACAGCAGCUCAGGUAAAAAAGCACACACGUUCUGACCCAGUGAUGUCUAAGGUGUUGGAUCUUGUGCUCAGAGGUGAAGUAGGAGAGAUGUCGCCUCUGCUAAGGCCGUAUUUGACCAGAAGAAAUGAGUUGACAGUAGAAUCUGGAUGUUUACUGUGGGGCUCGAGGGUCAUUAUUCCACCGCCAUUAAGACAACGAGUACUGGACGAACUUCAUUCAGGACACUGUGGAAUAGUUAGAAUGAAGGAAAUCGCCCGCAGCUAUCUUUGGUGGCCAGGUGUGGACUCUGAGAUUGAGGCAAAAGCAAAAAUGUGCAGUGCAUGUCAAAAAUUGAGAAAUACUCCUCAACCAGCUCCGCUACACCCCUGGCAAUGGCCUGAGGAACCAUGGGUGAGAGUCCAUAUUGAUUUUGCAGGGCCCGUCGAAGACCAUAUGUUUUUAGUUCUUCAGGAUGCCCACAGCAAAUGGCCAGAGGUGGAGGUAAUGAAAAACACAUCUUCAUUGAAAACUGUGGAAGCCCUACGUUCAAUUUUUGGUCGUUUCGGCCUGCCACAGCAACUUGUCAGUGACAAUGGUCCACAGUUGGUCUCGGAGGAGUUUGAGGUUUUCCUGAAGGUCAACGGAAUUCAGCACAUACGAUCAGCACCUUAUCAUCCGUCCACGAACGGCCUUGCUGAGCGUUUUGUCCAGACACUGAAGCAGGCUCUCAAGUCAACGCUGGGUAAGAAUUCACUAAAACAGCGCCUCAACACUUUUCUACUGUCCUAUCGAAAUACCCCUCAUGCCACCACCAGGGUAUCUCCUGCCUACGCUAUGUUUAAAAGACAGCUUCGCACUCGUUUGGAUUUGUUGAAACCUCGACAAACACAACAGACUGUUCAAGCACAACAAAACCUGCAGAGGGAACAACGGUCAAAAGCAAAACAUCGUUGUUCGUUGUUUCAGACCGGGAGACAAAGUGUUGGCUCGUAA